AUGGAAUCGGUUCUAGAGACUCUUCUCUUCACAUUCAUUGAUCCUCCGAAUGUUAAAAUAUCACCUCCACGAUGGCUCAAGAUGCCUUCACCGAUGCAAGUGUUCGCAUUAGUUAUGAUAACCUAUUUCUUCGUCACUGGAGGUGUCAUCUAUGAUAUUAUCAAUGAACCUCCAAGCAUCGGACAAACAACUGAUGAGAGAGGUAAUGCGAAACCAGUUGCUAUAAUGCAAUAUCGAGUUAAUGGACAAUAUAUUAUGGAGGGUUUGGCCGCAAGCUUCAUGUUUUCUUUAGGCGGACUUGGUUUUAUCAUAUUGGAUAAAUGCAAUAAUCCACUGACGCCAAAGUUAGAUCGGAUAAUGAUGUUGGGACUGGGUUUCGCUUGUGUUCUCAUUGGUUUCUUAGCUACGCGGUUAUUCAUGAAAAUUAAGAUGCCAUCGUAUUUGCAAGGUAUUACUGGCUAA
This is a messenger RNA of Brugia malayi, 462 nucleotides long. Its product is annotated as MGC80783 protein, putative. Gene Ontology annotation, cellular component: oligosaccharyltransferase complex. The transcript has 4 exons. NCBI's taxonomy places the organism in Eukaryota, Metazoa, Nematoda, Chromadorea, Rhabditida, Onchocercidae. The coding region runs from base 1 to 462 and encodes 153 amino acids. The record is from RefSeq and is a predicted model, not a curated record.